This is a messenger RNA of Brassica rapa (field mustard), 1851 nucleotides long. Its product is annotated as probable mitochondrial adenine nucleotide transporter BTL1. The record is from RefSeq and is a predicted model, not a curated record. NCBI's taxonomy places the organism in Eukaryota, Viridiplantae, Streptophyta, Magnoliopsida, Brassicales, Brassicaceae. Gene Ontology annotation, biological process: transmembrane transport.
GAAUGUACUUGCGUUGGUGCCAAUAAUAGUAUUCUUCCAUAACUUCUUGGCCAAAAAAAAACAAAGGACAUAAAAGGCAGAUACAUAUCUUUAAAAGAAAUGAAACAUUGAAUCGUUAGAAGCUGUUUCGAAGACGAAGGAAUAUUUGAAAUAUCCAACAAAUAAGAAAAGAGCUUUUAAUCACUCUCAAGUCUCAAACAUACAAGAAGUAAGAACACACACUAAAUGACAAACCGUGUUCUAAAACCCUGGACCGGACCGGCUAAUUAAAUCCCGAUCAAAACCAUUGAACCGGAUCGAACCAUUAACCUGAAAAAAAUCGGUUACCGCUUGAAAACAAUAUUCUGGGAGAAAAUAAAGGGACAGAAAGGAGGGUUUUGAUUCGCUAAGUGGGAGGUGCAAGUGCAACGACAUUAAACCCUAAACUUUAAAGAUCUUCCUAUAAAUUUAUUCCUCUCUAUCUGAAAAUAAAACUCUUCAUAAUCUGAAAAGUUUUAUUAUUUUAUUUAAGAAUUAACACUAAUAAAUUAUGUUUAGUUGAAUAUUCUCCCUUUAAGCCCCUCUUUGAAUCUCUCCUGUUCUGUCUAAAAUAUUUCCAACGGAGACAGAUAUAGAGAGAGAGAGAGAGAGAGAUCAGUGGAGAUGACAAUGGUAGUUCCAAAAGAAGGGUUCGUGGUAAUGGCAAAGGAAUCUAUUUCUUCAUCUCCAUCAGAGUCUCCUCUUCGUCUCCAGCCUCAGUUUCCUGACUUGACGAUUCCUGUUAAAGAGUUCUUCAAGUCUAGGGAAGCUCGUGAGUUUCUUAGUGGGGCUUUAGCUGGAGCUAUGACCAAAGCUGUUCUUGCUCCCCUUGAGACAAUAAGGACGAGGAUGAUCGUUGGUGUUGGAUCAAAGACCAUUCCAGGCAGCUUUCUUGAAAUAGUACAGAAGCAAGGAUGGGUAGGUCUUUGGGCAGGCAACGAGAUCAACAUGAUCCGUAUCGUUCCAACGCAAGCCAUCGAGUUAAGCACCUUUGAGUGUGUAAAGCGUGUGAUGACCACAGCGCAAGAGAAGCUAAAGAAGAUCGAGAAGGCGAAGAUCGAAGUUUGCGGUGUUAGUUUCAGCCCUUCUAUCUCUUGGAUCUCUCCCGUUGCUGUGGCUGGUGCAGCUGCAGGUAUCGCCAGUACACUCGUUUGCCAUCCUCUAGAAGUCAUCAAGGAUAGAUUGACCGUGAGCCCUGAGAUCUAUCCGAGCCUAAGCCUCGCAGUACCAAGGAUUUUGAGAGACGAUGGGAUCCGCGGCUUCUACGCGGGUUUAGGACCGACACUGGUCGGGAUGCUUCCUUACAGCACAUGUUAUUACUUCAUGUAUGACACAAUGAAGACCACUUACUGCAAGUCCAAGAACAAGAAGGCUUUAAACCGUCCAGAGAUGCUUCUUCUUGGAGCUCUAGCCGGUCUAACGGCAAGUACCAUUAGCUUCCCAUUGGAAGUGGCGCGGAAGAGGUUGAUGGUGGGAGCUCUCAAGGGGGAAUGUCCACCAAACAUGGCUGCGGCGAUAGCGGAAGUAGUGAAGGAAAGAGGAGUGAUGGGACUGUACAGAGGAUGGGGAGCUAGUUGUUUGAAAGUCAUGCCGUCUUCAGGUAUCACUUGGGUCUUCUAUGAAGCUUGGAAAGAUAUUUUACUCGCCUCCAACACCAAACCACUUCUAUAAUGACAGAAAUUUUUAGAUUUACCAUUGUUUCUUGAAGCUAGUAGCUAUUAUCACAUUUUUCAAAGUUUUGAUUCUAAGAAGCUGAGUUUUUGUUUUUGUUUUUAAGGCUAAACAUUUUCUCUAUGUUCCUCACUCUAAUGAAAGAGCAAAUCAAUUUUUACC